CCCUCAUACUGGGGCCCUGGGGGGUUUUAAGCGGGUUCCAGGAACCCCCUGCUCAGUUCCUGGUCCCCCACUCUCCUGACCCUGCAGACCCUGCCCAGCUAUGGCUCCUGGGGCUCCCUCGUCCAGCCCCAGUUCUGUCCUGGCCGCACUGCUCUUCUCCUCGUUGGUGCUGCCCCCGGCCCAGGCCAUCGUCGUGUACACGGACAGGGAGGUCCAUGGCGCCGUGGGCUCCCGAGUGACCCUGCACUGCUCCUUCUGGUCCAGCGAGUGGGUGUCGGACGACAUCUCCUUCACCUGGCGCUACCAGCCCGCGGGGGGCCGCGACGCCAUCUCCAUCUUCCACUUCGCCAAGGGGCAGCCCUACAUCGACGAGGUGGGGACCUUCAAGGAGCGCAUCCAGUGGGUGGGGGACCCGCGCUGGAAGGACGGCUCCAUCGUCAUCCACAACCUGGACUACAGCGACAACGGCACCUUCACCUGUGACGUCAAGAACCCCCCGGACAUCGUGGGCAAGACCUCGCAGGUCACCCUCUACGUCUUCGAAAAAGUGCCCACGCGCUACGGGGUGGUGCUGGGCGCCGUCGUCGGGGGCGUGCUGGGCGCCGUGCUGCUGCUGCUGCUGCUCUUCUACCUGGUGCGGUUCUGCUGGCGGCGCCGGCAGGCGGCCCUGAGGCGGCGGCUCAGCGCCAUGGAGAAGGGGAAGCUGCACAAGUCCGGGAAGGACUCGUCCAAGCGCGGCCGGCAGACGCCCGUGCUGUAUGCCAUGCUGGACCACAGCAGGAGCACCAAGGCGGCCAGUGAGAAGAAGUCCAAGGGGCUGGGGGAGUCUCGCAAGGAUAAGAAAUAGCGGUUAGCGGGCCGGGCGGGGGCUCGGGGCGCAGGGGCGGAGGCCCCCCAGGGCGCGCAGGUGGUGGUCAUCGAGAUGGAGCUUCGCAAGGACGAGCAGAGCUCGGAGCUCAGGCCCGCGGUCAAGUCCCCCAGCAGAACCAGCCUCAAGAACGCCCUCAAGAACAUGAUGGGCCUGGACUCGGACCCGUGACCAGCCCAGGCCCUGCCAGAGCUGGGCCCGGGCUCCUGACGCCCCUCUAGGUGCUUUCCGCCUUAGCACCCAGGCUGCCCUGCCCUGCCCUGCCCUGCCCUCACUUCCCUCUGAGAUGUAAGUUUCAUUCCAAAAUUCAUUCCCCAGGCACGUCACAUUCUCCCCCACCUCCACCCCCUGGCUUUCUGGGAGUCCAGGGCCUGAUCCUACCCUGCACCGCCCCCAAGGACUGUGUGUUUGGUGCCUGUCCCUCCGGCACCGAGAAGAAAGGGACCUUGCUACCCCGCGCCUCGACUCCAGGCCACCUGCACCCCUGCCCUGCACCCAACCUGUUCCGCUGCCUCUUCCCGCUCUGACCCCCCCACCCUCCCAGGGGUCCUGCCCAUACUGUGUGCUCUCCGCUAACACCAGGACCAUCCAGAUCAGCCUCUCCUGCAGGGUUUAUUUGGGUUAUUUUUAUUUUUUUAAUCCAUGCUUGUUUGUUUGUUUGCCGGUGCCCUUGCUCUGACCCCCAUGACUGAGUACCAAUGACGUCAUGUGGAUGUUUGGGUUCCCGCCCCCAGUACAUCCUUCAGGGAGUCAGCCCAGCGCAGGCUGCUCCUGAGCACGGUCCUGGAACUCGAGGUCCUGGGGGAGGAGAGACCACGGCCCUCAGGGCAGGAGGUGAGGAAAGGGGCAAACGAGCCUUAAGACACGGCUUUUAAACAGCUAAACAGAAAGCAGGAACACAAUGGGAACAGGGUGAAAGGGAAGAGGCUACCCUCCCAGCCACAGGGGAUUCUUAGAACUUUCCUACCGUCUGUAUAUUUCUUCUCAACCCCGAAUGCCUUCUAUGUUUAAUAAACACUGACAUUUCCAGAA
This is a messenger RNA of Eptesicus fuscus (big brown bat), 1900 nucleotides long. It is a transcript of the gene MPZ, whose product is annotated as myelin protein zero. Gene Ontology annotation, biological process: myelination. Gene Ontology annotation, cellular component: membrane. The transcript is spliced from 6 exons. The record is from RefSeq and is a predicted model, not a curated record. Lineage: Eukaryota; Metazoa; Chordata; Mammalia; Chiroptera; Vespertilionidae.